AUGCCCCAUCUCCCUGAGUCCCAGCACCCUGCCUAUCCCUUCUCUAGCAGCUCUGGCUUCGCUGGAUCCUUCUCCUGUCUGCCGUGGCCUCCUGGGGCCCCUUGGACUCGGACUCCUUCUCCGCUCCUCCUCAUAAGCCUCUCUUUGCCCGCCUGCUUCCCCCCAAUGCCUUUCCCUCUUCUCAGGCGAAUAUUCCUGGAAUCGCCCUUCUUGCUUCCUCCUUUCCCGCUGCUGCCGGUCCUCUCUCUCAUGAAACUCUCUCCGUUCUUCCUGCCUGCUCCUCAGCCCUUCUCUCCUUCCAGGGACAUAUUCUUCCCAACUUUCCUCCUUUUGUCCCGAUCCAUGGCGUGCCCGCCUGUCGCUCUCUUGCUCUUCCCCGCUCUCUGUUUCAUACUCGUGCAUCCCCUCCCAUCGCAUGUGCUGCUUGUCACCUCUCUUCCUCUGUCCGCUCAGGUCCUGCUUCUCCCUCAUCCCCGCUCCACGUUUCCUUCGCCCUUCUCGCCUUCCCCUGCACCCCUCUCUUUCUUCAGGGCACGAAUUCUUCUCCCGCCGAUCCGGCUUCCCACGUCGGCACCGUUCCAGAUCAUACCCAUAGUCCUCUUCUUCACUAUACUCAUGUUCCUUCUCUUCACGCAGCUCCUGAUCACUCCUUCUCGUCUUCUCCCUCCCUUCCUUCCUCUUAAGGGACUCUCCUUCACAGUGUCUCCCUCGUCCGCCUGCUCCUCGGCGCCCAUGAUCAUCUCUUCCUCUUCCUUUGUCACUUCCCGGGUCCUUCCCUGGGGACACCUCUGGCUGGCAGCGCUCUUCCUCACCCCUUCUCCUGUUUAUCUCUCUCUCCUGCCUCCCCCUUGCCUCUCGGACAGGUUCCUGCACCAAACCUGCUCCUGCACAUGGAUACUCUUCUAUUUCUUCACGGCGCGCUCUCGCAUCCGCACCAGUGGUGUACUGCGACAAACACUUACUGCACUUAACACGCGCUUCCCUCUCCUCCGUCCGCUGCCGUGCAGACGUGCACUGUCACAAUAA
Closterium sp. Naga37s-1 is the source of this 1026-nucleotide messenger RNA. The record is from the annotation of a GenBank genome assembly. NCBI's taxonomy places the organism in Eukaryota, Viridiplantae, Streptophyta, Zygnematophyceae, Desmidiales, Closteriaceae.